This is a messenger RNA of Saccharomyces paradoxus, 1419 nucleotides long. RefSeq names its product B-type cyclin CLB1 (gene CLB1). Gene Ontology annotation, cellular component: nucleus; cyclin-dependent protein kinase holoenzyme complex; cytoplasm. The transcript has a single exon. The record is from RefSeq and is a predicted model, not a curated record. Gene Ontology annotation, molecular function: cyclin-dependent protein serine/threonine kinase regulator activity. Bases 1 to 1419 code for a protein of 472 amino acids. Lineage: Eukaryota; Fungi; Ascomycota; Saccharomycetes; Saccharomycetales; Saccharomycetaceae. Gene Ontology annotation, biological process: regulation of cyclin-dependent protein serine/threonine kinase activity; G2/M transition of mitotic cell cycle.
AUGUCAAGAUCACUUUUGGUAGAGAAUAGUAGAACGAUUAAUAGUAAUGAAGAGAAUGGUAUAAACGAAAGUCAAUAUAUUUUACAAAAGAGAAACGUUCCAAGAACAAUUCUCGGUAAUGUCACGAACAAUGCAAAUAUCCUGCAGGAGAUCUCUAUGAACAAAAAAAUCGGAAUGAAGGGCUUCUCGAAAUUGAGCUCUUUCUUCCCCUUGAAGGACGAGGUUUCGAGAGCCGACGAUUUUACCUCCUCUUUUAAUGAUAGUAGACAGGGAGGGAAACAAGAGGUGUUAAACAAUAAGGAAAAUAUCCCUGAAUAUGGAUAUUCAAAGCAGAAAAAGCAGCAGCAGUGUUCAAACGAUGACUCUCUUCAUACGAAUUCAACUACCUUGAACCGUAAUCGGUUGGUAUAUUCCGAGAACAAAUCGUUUUCUACCCAAAUCGAAUGGCAGAAAAAAAGUGUGAGAGAAGAUUCCAAAAAAAAAAGACCAAUAUCAACUCUUGUAGAGCAAGAUGACCAAAAAAAGUUUAAAUUACAUGAGUUUACUACAGAAGAAGAGAUUCUGGAGGAAUAUGAAUGGGAUGAUUUAGACGAAGAAGAUUUUGAUGAUCCGUUAAUGGUGAGCGAAGACGUUAAUGAUAUCUUUGAUUACCUACACCACUUAGAAAUAAUCACAUUACCAAAUAAGGCAAAUCUCUAUAAGCAUAAGAACAUUAAACAGAACAGAGACAUCUUGGUGAAUUGGAUAAUCAAGAUUCAUAAUAAGUUUGGGCUCCUGCCGGAAACUUUAUAUUUGGCCAUAAACAUAAUGGAUAGAUUUCUUUGUGAAGAGGUGGUACAAUUAAAUAGAUUACAACUGGUUGGUACAUCAUGCUUGUUCAUCGCCUCUAAAUAUGAGGAAAUUUACUCUCCAAGCAUAAAACAUUUCGCGUACGAGACAGACGGUGCAUGCUCUGUGGAAGAAAUUAAGGAAGGUGAAAGAUUUAUAUUGGAAAAACUAGACUUUCAAAUUAGUUUCGCUAAUCCAAUGAAUUUCUUAAGGAGAAUAUCAAAGGCGGAUGACUAUGAUAUUCAGUCUAGGACGUUAGCAAAGUUCUUAAUGGAAAUAUCUAUAGUGGAUUUCAAGUUCAUUGGGAUAUUACCAUCAUUAUGCGCCUCGGCGGCGAUGUUCCUCUCGAGAAAAAUGCUAGGUAAAGGCAGCUGGGAUGGUAAUUUGAUUCACUAUAGUGGUGGUUACACAAAGGCAAAACUAUAUCCCGUUUGCCAACUAUUGAUGGAUUAUCUUGUCGGAUCCGCCAUUCAUGACGAGUUCUUAAAGAAAUAUCAGUCGAGAAGAUUUUUAAAGGCUUCCAUAAUUUCUAUCGAAUGGGCAUUGAAAGUAAGGAAGAAUGGGUAUGAUAUUAUGACUUUGCAUGAGUGA